AAGUCAUCAAAUCCGCCCACUACUCAUCACCGCCACCUGUGCACUCGCGUACCGCGAGCGCAGAUAAAAGAUAUCUUGCGGAGUCAUUCCACACCUGGUGCGUGGGAACGUACUCCAAAUCGGCUGAAUGGCGUGACGUAACGAGGCGUGCUCGAAAGCGUUGGUCGACUCGGUUAGUGCGCGAUCGCCGCUGCCAUGAGUGUGCUGGGCUUUCUGGGGGCGCUGUUCUUCAGCCGGUGGGUGGUACUGGUGGCCACCGCCGCGGCGAUCUAUCGCUUCUGGUACAAGCUCACCACCGGCGUCUGCACGUCCACCCGCCGUCUCGAUGGCAAGACCGUCCUCAUCACUGGGGCCAACACAGGCAUUGGCUUGGAGACGGCGCGCGAGAUGGCCCGUCGGGGCGCGCGCGUGCUGAUCGCGUGCAGGGACCCGGAGCGAGGACAGCAGGCGCUGGGCAAGAGGUGUAACAAUGACCAAUGUCAUCAGCCACUUCAAAACAACUUGAAGUACAGCUGCCGCUACGACGACGAUGUCUGUGCAGCCAAGAUCCGCGCGGAGGCCAGCGGGGGCGCGACGGUGGCGCUCCUGGCGCUGGACCUGGGCGACCUGCAGUCGGUGCGCGCGUGCGCGGCCAAGGUGAACCACUUUGGGCCGUUCCUCUUCACGCUGCUUUUGAUUGACCUACUCAAGAAGUCUGCGCCCUCCAGGAUCAUUUUCGUGUCUUCUAUAGCGCACGAGUAUUCUAAGCUGUCAGCCGAGGAACUUGACCACGAGGUGGCCAAGAACAUAGACGACACUUCGAUUUACGGAAAGACCAAGCUGGCUAAUGUGCUCGUUUCUAAUGAGCUGGCACGACGGUUAAACGGCACAGAUGUGACAGUGAACAGUCUACAUCCGGGUGCUGUUCAGACAGAUAUCUUUCGUCAUAUUCCCUACGGAAUUGAUAAAAUCGUUCACUUCCUAUUUGGACUGUUUUUUAAGUCUGCAGAAGAAGGUGCACAGACGAGUAUCCAUUUGGCUGUAUCUGAACAAGUGGAAGGUAUUACAGGCGCAUACUUCUCCGACUGUAAGGAGCGGCGGAUGGCGAAGGCGGCGUACGACAAGGGCCUGGCGCGCGCCGUGUGGGAGAAGAGCGAGCGGCUGGUGCGGCUUGCGGACGACGAGCGGCCCACGUACGCCUAGGGGCUGCAGGCACGCACGACAUGGCGAGAAAUGGUUUUUACAACGUUUCUUACGAUUAAAGUAAAAAAAAUGGUGUCUAUGUGUCCGUUACUAUUCUCAUUUAUGAAAGUUCAUAUUUGGCCAAUGUAUUUUGAAUGGACCAAUCUUUAUCUUUUGGAGGUAACGCUUUACAUAAAUGAAAAAUGAACAUGUAGAAUUUGUAUUAAUUUAAUCGUGAAAUAGUUUCGUUGACAUUAUUUCUUCAUCAUCUGGCUACAAAAAAAAUAUUUCAAA
Molecule: messenger RNA, 1455 nt
Organism: Gryllus bimaculatus (two-spotted cricket)
Lineage: Eukaryota; Metazoa; Arthropoda; Insecta; Orthoptera; Gryllidae
Source: the annotation of a GenBank genome assembly